Messenger RNA from Haemonchus placei, 1428 nucleotides. The record is from the annotation of a GenBank genome assembly. Lineage: Eukaryota; Metazoa; Nematoda; Chromadorea; Rhabditida; Trichostrongylidae.
AUGCUUCUUUACCUGAUGAUUUCUGCAAUAGCGUUGUCCGUAAAAUUAAUGCUGGUGCGCAAAGGUUCUCACUCUGGCGCAACGGUUACAUCAUCGGAGUCAGGCAAAGACAACAAAGGCUCGCAUCCUACAGUUGCCAUUCGUAAGAACGAUGAAAUGGUAAACAUCCAGCUUCAGUCGUUCCGACCGCUCCCACUUUCUCGCAAUAGCGUCAUAACUGCGAUCGCGGUGAUUGUUUACGCAGCGCUGCGUGAACAAGCAAAUGCAUGUCAGUUGGGAUUCACUAUGCACAAUACAGAGGUCACGUGUACAUCUCAGAACACCUGCGCAAUCAAAUUCCGUCGUGAAAUUUUAUUUGAUGAGAUCCACAAUAUGGCUUGCAUUGAUAUACUACAAGCCAAUAAAUCAGUAGGUAUUCUUCGCAUAGAAAAAUUACCACUAGAACUGGCAUGCGCGAAACUUACUCUGUUUUAUACACGUGACACCGAGCACAAAGUAUACAGCGCUACUCGAUGUGCACAGAUGGGUUCUUGUAGGCAAGACGCAUGUUCUAUGAUAAAGCCAGAUAGCAGAGUCGAAGAAUUUGCAAAUGUCUCUCUUUACUCGGGAUACACGGGCUGUAAACCUUCAUGUGGAGGGCUUAUAUGUGGAUGCCUUUUACCACUUCCAUCGUGUUCAUUCUAUCGUAUUGCCCACGUACCCAGCAACAGCUAUGUGUACGAAAUCGCUGAGUGCAUGGGAUGGAAGUCCUUGGUUCGAAUAAAAGUCCAACUAAUCCUGCACGACAUGGCUAUGAAGAAGCAAGUAACCCUCCGACCUUACGUCACCAAGAAAAUAGAUGACACUUCAUUCACAGUGAUAUCCAUGUCGACGCCGUCAAGUCCGCUGUUACAAAGUAGAUUCGUAAUAUCUGAGCACGAAGGCCUAAUUAUCCCAGGGACUGAAACCAUGCCUGUCGAAUGCAAAACAUUCGAAGAGGCAAGUAACAAAUUUCAUCAUUGUCAAAGCAGAGUAAUUUGCCAAUGUGACGCAGAGCCUGCUCCCGCACGGUGCUACUGCCCACCCAGCAACAUCGCCACCAUCAAGAGUGUCAUUUCAAACGUUCUUCUCGAGUCAAGCCCAUUUCUCAGCAUAAUCAGACGAAAAGAUUCAGUAAUCGCUUACUCUCGAAGAGAAGAAAUGACUUUAAUGGUAGAAUCGAAAUAUAUGCAAGAAAGCGCGGAGUAUGUCACCGAACAAGAUUGCAACGCCUCAUUGACAAAGCUGGCGGGAUGUUAUAACUGCCAAGAAGGCGCAAACCUAGUCGCGUCCUGCACAACAGCAACACACACAUGGAACAUCAUCCAAUGCAAAACCCAUGUUUUUUCAAUCGAAUGCAAUCCUCUGGGAAGCCAAACACACUCAUUCUGGACUUUCAGCAAGCGUUAA